Messenger RNA from Lingula anatina, 561 nucleotides. RefSeq lists its product as uncharacterized. The record is from RefSeq and is a predicted model, not a curated record. NCBI's taxonomy places the organism in Eukaryota, Metazoa, Brachiopoda, Lingulata, Lingulida, Lingulidae.
AUGUACGACCGUCUGAUACUUCAUCAACAGGCAACUUCCAUCAAUUCACUUGUCCGUAGAAGCCAAAAACAAGAUGAAGAAAUUUUACGACGUAACAGACGGCUUUGGGACCUAGAACUGGGCAGCGACAAAGGCACCAUAGUUUGGAAGAUUGAAGACUUUGUACGAACAUCGAGAAAACGAGUGUUCAUGGAGUCUCCUCUGUUAAAGACAAGCCCCCAAGGCUAUGCAGUUCGCCUGAAUGUUCACUUUGAAGGUGACCAAGGCCAGCGCCUAUCAUUCUCUCUACGAGUCCAAAAAGGUGAGCACGACGGGGCACUGGAAUGGCCGUUUCGACCCGAUAUCCGUAUUGGUAUCAUCACAGCUUUCGACCAACCAUUGAAAUUCGAAAAGGAACUUGAUUUUAAAGAUGCUGAUUUGAGCCAGAUCGUGGGGCUACAGCAGCCGAUUUUAGAGGAAAACCCCAAGAUAGAUUUGGUCACCAUACAGACCAGCGACAUUUUGGAACGUGGAUGUUUGGUUGAAGGAACACUGUACGUAAAGUGUACUAUUCAAAACUAA